Molecule: messenger RNA, 1287 nt
Organism: Naegleria gruberi
Lineage: Eukaryota; Heterolobosea; Eutetramitea; Acrasida; Naegleriidae
Exons: 1
Coding region: 1-1287 (428 amino acids)
Source: RefSeq, a predicted model, not a curated record
AUGGCAUCAUUAUCAUCGGAAUAUUCGAAUACAUCAAACAAGAUGGUUGAACAAUUAUUUAGAGGAGUUUGGAAUACAGAACAGGAACAUAAACACAUUCCUUAUCAUCUCAUUGAAAAUAUGUAUCAUGCAGAGAGUGGAUUGUAUAGUGAGGGAUGUUGGCAUAAUUUUGUGAUGGGAUUGAAUAUGUUCUAUCUAUUGAAGAAUGCAGAAUUUAACGAGUUUUGUAAGGAAAAUAAUGUAAAGGAAAAGUUAUCCAAACUCUCACAAGCAGUUUACAAGUUGAAUUUUGAUGCUAGUCAUGGAUUAUUCUAUCAGAGACAAGCAUCUGGUAUUUGGCAAAGUUCAACUGAGUCAAUUAUGGAGGAACGAAGAGAAUUUUGGAAAACCAAUAAGGAAGAAAAGAAACUCAUUAGUAACACCAUGGGACUUUUAUUCUUUGCAACAAUAGGACAAGAGUAUAAACCAGAGGAUUUGGAUUUGAACAAGUUUUGCAAGAAAAUAAUUGAUGAUUUUUAUGAUUCUGAAAAGCAAAUGUGGGCCACAAAGAGUUUGCCAAAAGGGCAACAAGUGAAUUUACAACACUACAGAUUGGUGGAUCAUUCACUUCUUUAUUUGGCUCUCAAAAAAACACUUUCCAAUAACUCAGUUGACCAAGCAUUAACACAAAGAUUAGAACAAGUUGUUGAACAAGUUUUGGAGGUAAUUUUGAAAAAGUUCAAAGUAGAAACCUCUGAAAGGAUUACUUAUUUUGAUGAUAAGUUAACUCCUCACACCAAGAAAUUCCUUUGGCAAGAUUGUUGGCUUGUAAUGGCCCUUAUUUCCUCUAAGAAACAUAAUCACCUCAUUCCUCAAUUACUUAUUGAAAUGCACCAUGACUAUUAUGAUGAAGAAUCUGGUUUCCUGUUCAAUGAAUCAUAUGGAUCUAUUCAAGACAAAUCAACAAUUCAAAUCAAAAUGGUUGAAAACCAGAAACGAAAGAUUUCUCCAAACUCUCAUCAAAUGUAUAUCAGCUUUAUCAAUGAUAAUGCCCUCUUCUACUUUAUCCUCAAAAAUAGACAUCUUUAUCUUAAUUCUGAUAACACUGAAAUUUCCCACAAGAUUGAAGAAUUGUGGACUCAGACACAUGCCUCCUUCUCCAAUUACAUUGAAAAAUCCAAAGUGAAGCAUGAUCCAAACACCAACGAGCAACGUCUCCUUGUUUCAGAUUAUUUAAAGAGACAAGGUUUAUGGGCAAAUAGUGAAGUCAUUUGGACUUUAUUAGCCUCCUUUGACGAGCUUCAAUAA